Molecule: messenger RNA, 594 nt
Organism: Papaver somniferum (opium poppy)
Lineage: Eukaryota; Viridiplantae; Streptophyta; Magnoliopsida; Ranunculales; Papaveraceae
Product: omega-hydroxypalmitate O-feruloyl transferase-like
Exons: 3
Coding region: 1-594 (197 amino acids)
Molecular function (GO): acyltransferase activity, transferring groups other than amino-acyl groups
Source: RefSeq, a predicted model, not a curated record
AUGGUGGAAGUAAGGAAUAAAACAACUUUCAACGGUGGAUUGAUCGUCAGUAUUAAAGGAGAAAUAAUGGUUCCUCCAUCAGAGGAGACACCCAAGGAUUUGCAUUUCUUGUCUAACUUAGACAUGGUAGUGAUUAUGAUGGAAACCCUUUGGUGUUUUAACGAAACAAUUGAUGUUGGCGGAUUGGAUGCAGUUGAAGUCAUGAAAGAUGGUGAAGGUGCUCUUUUUGUUGAGGCAGAGGCCAACCUUAUGUUGGACGAAAUUGGUGACUUCACGAAACCUGAUCCUGUUACUUAUGGGGAACUUGUUUAUCGCCUUCUUGAUCCAAAAAACAUACUACAAAAUCCUCUACUUGUGGCUCAGGCUCAGGUGACCAAAUUCAAGUGUGGUGGGUUCGUUCUUGGAAUGAGUUGGAACCACUUUGUCGCCGAUGGAAUCAGUAUGACGGAGUUUAUGAAGUCAUGGGGUGAAGUUACACGAGGAUUGUCGUUAUCAAACCCACCGUUCCUGGAUCGAACUGUACUCAAAGCACACCUAUGGUACCAACGGUAUGGGUAUUGUUCAUACCCCAUGGGAAGGAUAACAAAGGCAUAA